AUGGUAUAUGCAUCUCUGCUAAUUCUUCUUGAGCUUCAACAAGCACUGCAGUCAAUUCGUCUGCCGUUCGAGGCACUCGCACUGCACUCACCCACUAAUACGACUAAUUGCACACCACAGCUGAUACCACUAACCACAUUACACCCACCCACUAAUACGACAAAUUUUACACCACAGCUGAUACCACUAAAUACACUACACCCACCCACUAAUACGACUAAUUGCACACCACAGCUGAUACCACUAACCACACUACACCCACCCACUAAUACGACUAAUUUCACACCACAGCUGAUACCACUAAAUACACUACACCCACCCACUAAUACAACUAAUUGCACACCACAGCUGAUACCACUAAAAACACUACACCCACCCACUAGUACGACAAAUUGCACACAACAGCUGAUACCACUAAAUACACUAAACCCACCCACUAAUACGACUAAUUUCACACCACAGCUGAUCCCACUUUCCACACUACACCCAACCACUAAUACGACUAAUUUCACACCACAGCUGAUACCACCAAAUACACUAAGCCCACCCACUAAUACGACUGAUUUCAUACCACAGCUGAUACCACUAAAUACACUAAACCCACCCACUAAUACGACUAAUUGCACACCACAGCUGAUACCACUAACCACACUACACCCACCCACUAAUACGACUAAUUUCACACCACAGCUGAUACCACUAAAUACACUAAACCCACCCACUAAUACGACUAAUUGCACACCACAGCUGAUACCACUGACCACACUACACCCACCCAUUAACACGACUAAUUUCAUACCACAGCUGAUACCACUAACCCACUACACCCACCCACUAAUACGACUAAUUUCACAACACAGCUGA
Messenger RNA from Sphaeroforma arctica JP610, 864 nucleotides. RefSeq lists its product as hypothetical. The record is from RefSeq and is a predicted model, not a curated record. The transcript has a single exon. NCBI's taxonomy places the organism in Eukaryota, Ichthyosporea, Ichthyophonida. Bases 1 to 864 code for a protein of 287 amino acids.